GCGACUUGCACUCGGUGGAUGAUGGUGCGCUGUGUGCUGUGCCAAUCGUUAGUCGGUCGCCAACUUCCGAGUCGAAUAGACGCGUUCUAGUGUUCGUUCUGCGUGCCAGUUGCAGCAGCUUUGGCGCCUCCAUCCACCACCGAUUUGUUGUGGUAGGUGGAUUUGUGGUGCGCGGAUCUUGCCCACCCCGCGUGGUUUUAAGUGGAUUCGCUAAUUAAUAUUACCGUGCGUUGUGGCUGUGGCACUUGGCGGCAGCGUGCGUUGCGUAUAACAGGAGUUGUCUUCCUCGGUGCUGCUGCUGACUGGUGUCGGGUGUUUUAGCAUAUGUAGUGUGACGGGGAAGCAACAUCAACAACAACGACAAUAAUUGCCCCAGCCGAAAAUUAUUUGGCUUUUUAUUUGUGGGCCACUAAGGCACCGGGAGAAUAGCAGCGCGCUGCAGGAAGAAAAGUGAAAAUUGAAAAAUGUGCACAGCGAGGAUCGAGUGAGAUUUUCUCGGGCGGCGCGGGGCAAGGAAUCGUGUGAGCUCUGUAUGUGCACGUCAGAGAUUGGGUGUAGAUCCGCGCGAGGUGAUGGUGUUGAGCUACAUUUGAUCGAUUUCGACGUUUCGAGCGCGACUGUUUAGCGGAAUAGUUGUUCCAGAAUUAAAGCAAAUUUCGUGUGCGGUGAUGUUUAAGCGUGCGAUCCAGAACAACAAGAACAACUAGAAGCGGUUGGUUCAUUACCCCAAAGUCAGUGUUUCAGGGGAAGAAGCAUUGGCUUCUGAAGUGGUUUUAAUUUUAGAGCAUUUGGCACAUAAAUUAGGCGCCAGGUUGGUGAAGAAUAUUCGUCGCGGAGGAAAGUGUGCGAUUGGAUGAGGCCUGAAAGGGUGAAGAAUAAAUGGUGCACAUGAUUUGAGAGCUGCUUUUUCAGUUUGUUUUGUGUUUCUUUGUCGGUGACUGAAAAAAAUUGAAUGAAGAAGGAGGAUUAGCUUCUGCUUAGUGAUAUCAGUGAGUGAUGUCUGGUAAUUAAUUCUGAGUGGGUCUCUAUCUUGCAUGAUUAAGUGACUGUUGAUUUGUGUGGCUUGAAUCGUUCAAUGCAAAAUUAAUAAUUAUUGAACAUUAUAUCAGGAACGUGACCUUGGGAAUAACAGUUUUUCAACAAUUGCUUGAUCUACGCGGCGCGGUCCCAAUCCCGGUCUCCAAAAAUGCGCUCCAACGGGAGUAGCUAGGUUCGGCCACUUGCAAAUGCGCACAGUCAGUGACACUCUCGGAUGGAACCAUCAUCAUCAGUUGGAGGCAGCACCCCGAAAGCACCGAGCAAAAUGAAUCAUGUGCGAGCGGCCGUUAGAAUCUUGCACAUCGUGGCGAUGCUGGGAUGGCUACCGUAUCUAACGGCUUUCCACAUUCCACCCACCAAACCAGGAAUUCAGACGUUGAGUAGUCUGAUAACAUCCACCAAGCAGAACCGCAUGCAUCCGGCACAGUUCCUUGUGCCGCCCAAGGCGUACAACUCGUCCGACGAGGACUACGAAGGCUCCGCCGAGAGCAUAGACCGAAGUUACAAAGCGCGCAAGAUUGUCUACAAAUAUCCGGUGCGAUAUUCGAAGAAGAAAGUCAAACAUCCGCCGCUGCAUCCCAAGCUCUAUACGCCGUACUCGCACUGGACCAAGUGCGACGUGUUCUGUCGACAGCGACGUGAACGGUACUGCGUAGUGCGGUCCAAGUGUGGCUAUCACAUCCACGUGGAGGAACGUCGAUGCCAUCGGCAUUUGUAAGUAUUUCAUUGAUCUGAAAUACG
Molecule: messenger RNA, 1779 nt
Organism: Aedes albopictus (Asian tiger mosquito)
Lineage: Eukaryota; Metazoa; Arthropoda; Insecta; Diptera; Culicidae
Exons: 3
Coding region: 1253-1756 (167 amino acids)
Source: RefSeq, a predicted model, not a curated record